AUGGCGACCAAGCGGGUCCGCACGGGCUGCCUUAAGUGUCGCGUCCGCCGGCGCAAGUGCGACGAGGGGAAACCCAAAUGCCAACGAUGUAUCUCUGGCGGGUUUGAGUGCCAGUACGGCACGCGUCUCUCCUUCCUGGCCAAGAACUCCUUCACCCUCGAUGACCCAACUUCACCCACACGCUCCACGCCACGAUCAGGUUAUCGGAAGGUCCAGUUCGUCAAUGCGGGCACACCAAGUCCCAACGAUGCUUCUGCCAGCUCAUCUCUGCCGGGGUCAGACCCGCCGGUGCCCAUGCAGAUCGUCAUCGAGCCUGGCCAGUCUCAGGAUAUGCCAACACAAACUCUGCCUCAUGAAGCGAGCAAUGCACAACCUCCAGCCAACUCAUUGGCGGAACCAUCACAUGGCUCCAGUCCUAAGGACAGCAUGGUCUCACGGCUCAUGCCUCCUCCACAAGCUCCGCCUCUCAGUCAUAUUGAGCAGCAGCUCUCGGAUCCAGCAUUCAAUGUUUCAUUCGGCACACACGAUCUCGAAUCAAACACCAGCGGUCGCUAUCAAGACGCCCUCGAUGCCCUGCUCUCGCUUGGCGCAGAUGAGGUGGACGGAAGCUCGGCGGUUCUCCAGGCACGACAACCCUAUGCCCAGUACAGCCCCGUUCUAUUCAAACCUUCACCACAGACGCCAGACGACAUCGACAGAGAACACAGGCUGCAGCAGCUGAUACUGAGUGGGGAGCUCAAAGGCGCAGUAUCGGAGCCCUCACUCGGCAAUACCGUCUCUGAGGAACGUGUGCUUGUCUUACUUAAGCACUGGCGUUAUGAAGUUGCGCCAUGGCUCGACCUAUUUGACCUUGGCCAUGGUUUCGGGAUCUAUGUAUCUCUACUGGCAUCCCACUCAAAGAUUGUGCUAGAUGCACUUGUGGCGUUGUCUUCAGCAUCGCAAGACAAGCAUUUUGGCAAUGCCGCCAGCUCACAUUCAGAUGAUCACAUCAUUCCUCAGGCAGAGAAUUCAACUACUUCAGUGCUACGCAACGGUUUCGACAUGAGCUCACAAGUCAAGCUGCUUUGUAUCGUGCUGCGCAGCACGAGAUCGGUCUACAGAGACAGUAGUAGCAGUGGUGCUGCGCUCGCUACUGUCUUGGACAGAUAUCGACUAGAGAGCUCGAUGACCAUGGUUGGAACUCUGGGUUUCCAAUUGCUCCUGCGGAUUGAACUAGCAGCUGCCCUUAUCGACGAGCGUGCUCUGCCUGUCUCCUUGUAUGACUUAGGUGUCAUGCCCACUCCUUGGCAUAAAUCUCGACUAGCUCAAGAAGUCUUUGCCACUUCGAUGCAAGCGCUGAUCUACUGCAUCCGCGCCCUUGCGCUUGCUUUUGGCGAGGUUCCCGUUGCGACGCCAGGUGACAUGGUUGGUGCCUGGUUGGCACUCAUCGACGACCUUAACGACUGGUAUCUGGCUCGCACUGAGGAGUUUCAGUCCCUGAUCGAGACAAGUGACUCUGACGACGGGUUACCGACCAUACUAUUCACUAGCGGCGCCGGAGGCUUUGCCAACCAGAUGUAUCACACUGCCAUGCUGCUGCUCCUGCGGCAUAAGCCUCGCACAGUGCAAUUGACACGCCACCUCAAGCCUUCAGCGGCGUCCUUCUUGUGGCAUGCACGUCGGAUCUGCGGGAUAGCACUCAAUAAUGACCUACGGGAAUGCUGGGAUCCCUGCCUGGUGUCUUCCCUAGUGCUUGCCGCGAAAAGGAUGUCGCACGAGGACCAACACAGGACGAUUUUAAACGGACUAAGGCGCAUUGGUUCUCUGACGAAGUGGGACGUGUCCCGCUACGAGACCAUCCUGCAAGCCGAGUGGGGAAGUUGA
Messenger RNA from Microdochium trichocladiopsis, 1863 nucleotides. RefSeq lists its product as uncharacterized. Gene Ontology annotation, molecular function: transcription cis-regulatory region binding; DNA-binding transcription factor activity, RNA polymerase II-specific; zinc ion binding. Gene Ontology annotation, cellular component: nucleus. The coding region runs from base 1 to 1863 and encodes 620 amino acids. The transcript has 5 exons. Gene Ontology annotation, biological process: positive regulation of transcription by RNA polymerase II. NCBI's taxonomy places the organism in Eukaryota, Fungi, Ascomycota, Sordariomycetes, Xylariales, Microdochiaceae. The record is from RefSeq and is a predicted model, not a curated record.